This is a messenger RNA of Perkinsus marinus ATCC 50983, 1393 nucleotides long. RefSeq names its product purine nucleoside phosphorylase, putative. Gene Ontology annotation, molecular function: uridine phosphorylase activity. The record is from RefSeq and is a predicted model, not a curated record. The coding region runs from base 571 to 1320 and encodes 249 amino acids. Gene Ontology annotation, cellular component: cytosol. Lineage: Eukaryota; Perkinsozoa; Perkinsida; Perkinsidae. The transcript has a single exon. Gene Ontology annotation, biological process: uridine catabolic process.
CUAGUUGUUCUGUUGAUUUCGAUAGUCUAGGGCACUCGUGGUUCCUGUUACGAAUUGUUGGAGGUGAGAACAGGCUCGACUAGAGAUCAGCCGACGCUCGCUGAGAGCAGUGGAGCUGGGAACUGAAAGUACUGAAGUUCUCCAACCCAGUUACGCAAUAGUCGAGUCAUAUCUGUGUACGAUAUGAAGCUGGUAUGGAGCCGCUCACUGCAAGCAAUCCGGCAAGGCGGUUCAGAUGAUACCUCCACUAUGGAAGGCCGUAUCGAUGGCAUCGAUUCGAUGCACUAGUCAUCGUACUAUCAGAUUGCUAUUCACAGUAAAAAUAGGAUACACAUAUUUGAUGUGAUCAUACCCGAAGACCGAGAUGAGGAUUUACUCAAGGAGUCAGCGCCCACGUACCGCCUCGACAGCAUGAAGAAAUACCCCUCGUGGGUUUCGAACCCGGGUCUGUCCGGGUUGUCUCCCGUGUCGUAGGGCUUUGUGUUACGCUGAGGGUAGCUAACUCGUCCUACCGAACAUCCACAUCAUCAACCAAAUACAUAUUGUAUUUAUCUAUUUCAAGUAACAAAUAUGGUUUACGAAGCACCUCAUCUGAAGAUCAAGGAAGGUGACAUCAAGUCUGUUGUCUGCGCUGUCGGUGAUCCUGCCCGUGCUGAACUUAUUGCCACCAAGUACUGUGAUUCCUAUAAGGAGCUUGCUUACAAUCGUGAGUAUCGCACAUUCAAUGUGACGUAUCAAGGUGCUGAAUUCAGCGUUGCCUCUCACGGUGUUGGUGGACCCGGUGCUGCUAUCUGCUUCGAGGAGCUUAUCAAAUGUGGUGCCAAGGUUAUCUUGAGACUUGGUACUUGCGGCUCCCUCAAGCCGGAGACGAUUGAUCAGGGUGAUCUUAUCGUCACCACUGGCUCUGGUGCUGAGGAUGGUGUUUCUGAGUAUCUCGUCCCCAAAGGCUUCCCUGCUGUUGCUGAUCCUACCUUAUGCAUUGCUAUGCGUGAUACCGCCAAGUCCCUCGGAUAUGAUAGGGUCUUCUUCGGUAUUACUGUAGCUCAGUCGGUGUUCUAUCCUAGUCCUGCUCGUGAGCAGAGUCUCGCAUCCUAUGCUGCUGCCGGUGCUAUCGGUGCCGAAAUGGAGAACUCCGCUCUAUUUAACGUUGCCUCAAUCAGAGGUAUUCGUGCUGCUGCCAUUUGCACAGUUGAUGGAAGCCCAUUGAAGUGGGAUGAGGGUGACUACGAUCCGCAUGGCACUAAGGUCGCUGAGGGUAAAGAUCGUAUGCUCAGGACCGGUGUUACUGUUGCUAAGAGGAUUGUUCUUGAGAACCUUUAGGAAGGUUGUUUAUCCUCAUCAUUCAUAACUACCAUCUGAUAUUAAAUGAGUAUUAAUUUCUGUUCUGCUCUCC